AUAGAAAAAUGCCAUCCUAUUGUUUGCGACGGCCUCACGAUUGGACACCCCUGUUGCAAGGUGUUUCGGUGCCCGUACCCGCUCGAAAAAUCGCGGGACCAUCAUUGUGAGGGUCAUGCAGAAGUCCUCAGUAAUAUCUGUGCCGUCGAGGGCUGUCCAAACGUUAUCGUUCCCACUACCACCACGAAAAAAACCUGCGACGAUCGUACUCAUCAGGCGAUGGAACGCAAGAGCCUUGAUCGAGGUCGGUCGAUGUUUGUCCUU
This is a messenger RNA of Coniophora puteana RWD-64-598 SS2, 264 nucleotides long. RefSeq lists its product as uncharacterized. The record is from RefSeq and is a predicted model, not a curated record. The transcript has a single exon. The annotation marks the transcript as partial. NCBI's taxonomy places the organism in Eukaryota, Fungi, Basidiomycota, Agaricomycetes, Boletales, Coniophoraceae.